This is a messenger RNA of Physeter macrocephalus (sperm whale), 3488 nucleotides long. It is a transcript of the gene ECM1, whose product is annotated as extracellular matrix protein 1. The transcript is spliced from 10 exons. Gene Ontology annotation, biological process: signal transduction; regulation of bone mineralization. The record is from RefSeq and is a predicted model, not a curated record. Gene Ontology annotation, cellular component: extracellular region. Bases 132 to 1823 code for a protein of 563 amino acids. NCBI's taxonomy places the organism in Eukaryota, Metazoa, Chordata, Mammalia, Artiodactyla, Physeteridae.
GGAACCAGCCCUGAAGUUCACAACAGCAGUAACAGCAACUGGAGAAGCAGGCUCCCAGAAGCCCAGCCCUUCAAAUCAGAUCUGCCUGAGAGGACCUACUUGAGUGGUCGCUGACCAGUCCUUGCCCCAGGAUGGGGACCACGUCCAGAGCAGCCUUGGUCUUGGCCUGUUUAGCUGUUGCUUCUCUAGCCUCAAAGGGAGGCUUCAAGGCUUCAGGGCAGAGGGAGCUGGGGCCAGUGCACCUCACUCACCCCCUUCAAGAAGUUGGCUAUGCUGCACCCCCUUCCCCACCUCUGACCAGAGCUCUCCCCAUGGAUCACCCUGACACCUCUCAGCAUAGCCCUCACUUUGAAGAACAGAGUGAAGGUAAGUCUCAAAUGGGAGGGGAAGAAGGAGAGGGCUACUUACACACUCCGCCUUCUGUAGUACAGCCAUCUCCAUCUCAGAAAGCCAUCCCUGUCCAAGAGGAGCUGCCCCCUCCCCAACUCCCUGUGGAAAAGAAAGGGGAUCCACCUCUCCCUCAAGAGGCCGGCCCCCUCCAAAAAGAGCUAUCCCCUCCCCAGGUCCUUAUUAAACAGAAGGAAGAAAAGCUGGCUCCCUUCAUGGACCACAGCUCCCCAGAGCCCAAGUCUUGGAAUCCAGCCCAGCACUGCCAACAGGGCCGACACCAAGGUGGCUGGGGCCACCGGCUGGAUGGCUUCCCCCCUGGGCGGCCUUCUCCGGACAAUCUGGACCAGAUCUGCCUUCCUAAUCGUCAGCAUGUGAUGUACGGCCCUUGGAACCUGCCACAGACUGGCUUUUCCCACCUUGUUCGUCAGGGUGAGACCCUCAAUUUGCUGGAAACUGGAUAUUCCCGCUGCUGCCGCUGUCACAGCUACACAAACCGCUUGGACUGUGCAAAAGUCAUGUGGGAGGACACAAUGACCCGGUUCUGUGAGGCUGAAUUUUCUGUCAAGACCCGAGCCUAUUGGUGCUGCAAACGUCAGGGGGAGGCUCGAUUCUCCUGCUUCCAAGACGAAGCUCCCCGGCCACACUAUCAGCUCCAGGCCUGCCCCAGCCACCAGCCUGGUAUUUCCUCGGGUCCUGAGCUGCCUUUUCCCCCUGGGCUACCCACACUGGACAAUAUCAAGAACAUCUGCCACCUAAGACGCUUCCGCUCUGUGCCACGCAACCUCCCAGCUACUGACCCCAUCCAAAGGCAGCUGCAGGCUCUGACCCGGCUGGAGGGGGAGUUCCAGCGCUGCUGCCGGCAGGGGAACAACCACACCUGUACAUGGAAGGCCUGGGAGGAUACCCUUGAUGGCUACUGUGAUCAGGAAAAGGCUACAAAUACCCACCACUACUCGUGUUGCCACUACCCUCCUAGCCCUGCCCGAGAUGAGUGCUUUGCCCGGCAGGCUCCCUAUCCCAACUAUGACCGGGACAUCUUGACCGUGGACCUCAGCCGAAUCACCCCCAACUUCAUGCGUCAUCUCUGUGGAAAUCAAAGAGUUCUCACCAAGCAUAAGCAGAUUUCUGGGCUGAUCCAGAACAUGACUGCCCACUGCUGUGACCUGCCGUUUCCAGAGCAGGCCUGCUGUGCUGAGGAGGAGAAAUCAGCCUUUAUUGAUUACCUGUGUGGUCCCCGACAUAACUUCUGGCGAGACUCUGCCUUCUGCUGUAAACUGAGUCCUGGGGAUGAACAGACCAACUGCUUCAACACUAAUUAUCUGAGGGAUGUGGCUCUAGUGGCUGGAGACAUUAGGGAUGCCAAGGACCAGGGGGAGCAGGGCCCAACUUGGGGAACAAAUAUCAGCCCCACCCCUGAGUCCAAGGAAGAGUGAGUCACCCCAGAGCCUUGGAGGGUGAGAUUGGGGGACCCCACCCCACCCCACCCCAUCCUCCUGGAAUACUCAUUACAGUAAACACCUCUUGGAUUUGGCCUCAUUGUGUCUGUUGUCUCACACAAACACACCCUCCUAAGCCUGCCCUAUUUUCUUCAGUGUCUGGCCGCUGAGGCCCACUGCCCCACCCCCACUAACUGAGCAGAAGUCUUUCCACAGGCUUUGUUGAGACCAAAACUAAAUGGUUUAACUUCAGUAUUUGUCAUCUUGAAUUUAUUCACACAUUUAAAAGGAAUGUCACUUUGUUAGCUGGCUAUCUGGAUUCAGAAGUGAAAAAGAUAUGAUUCAUGUCUUUGGUGAGCCCCCAAAAUGCACAGCGCUGCCUGACAUUUUUUAAUCUUCACUUUUGAUCCUUGGAGUCCAUGUGUUUAUUCAUUCAGUAUACAUUGAUUGAACUCCUGUCGAUGUGCACUGUGCUAGACUGCAGGAUACACAUUCGGAAAACAUACAGUUCCUUCCUUCAGGUUGCUCACAUUCCAGAAAACUAGCAGGUGUGAUUAGUGUUGUGGUACAGGGCUGCCAGAGUGCCAGUAUGCUCGGAGCACUUGAUAACCGGGCCAGAGCUGGGAGUAGGGCUGGGGGCAGUAGGGGUGCACCAGGGAAGGCCUCUGCAGGGGUGAGGUCUACUGCAGGAGAAGUAGAAGGUACAAGGGGCAGGUACGGACCAGGCGAAGGGGCAACUCAUGCAGAAGCACAUAGGCUGAAAGGACCUGACGUGGUUGUUCCUCCCAGAUGAGUCUGGAAAGAUGAGCAGGAGCUCAUUACGAAUGACUCAUCUGCCCGGCUUAAAGGGCAUCUUGGCACCUUAUAUGUGUUCACAUUUGCCUUUUACGAUGUCUAGUCGGCAGCCAGGCAGGCAGGAACCUGGGAAGCCAGUUCGGACAGUGUCGUGCCAAUGCCUGAGGGGAGGGCGCCGUAGCACCCAGACCGAAGCUAGACCACAGGGUGGCGGGACCCUGCGGCCCUUCGAGAUUGACCACAGGAAACCGGAGCCUCCAGGCUGGAGCUGAAAGAACUGGAAUGAAGGCUUAGUCCCGAGGGGACGAGUCCUCUGUGAUUCUGCUGCCUGGACAACUUUCCAGAAAGCAGGACGUCCCCGGCCCAGCUUACGGAGGAAGAGAGUGAAACAGGGACUGCCGUCCUUCCCCAGCCGGGGACUAGAUGAGCCCCAGCAGCUCUAAAACUGACACCGGCCGUUCCCUCCACUCCUCCACCGCCUUUUAUUUAUUUACGUACACUUUGCCCGCGUAGCAGUUUUUAACCCAUCAGCGUCUUAGCAGCUCCUUCGCCUGUCCGUCAGCACGGGGGCCAAUGAGCGGGCGAGAGACACUCCGUGCCUCGCCCCUGAGACGGCAACCCUGCCAGCGCGAUCCUGCGCGACCCCGGCCGCGCGCUCGGGUAGCGCUCUCAGAGGGCGUCAGCUUCUAUGCGCGGACGUCUGGCCCUUUUCUGAUCGCCUCUGGGUGCCAGAGGCCGGGCUGGCAGAGGCAGGGCGCACUCUUUCCCCAACCCCGUCCGCUCGUCCGCCCUCGGUGUACGGGUGCAAACCAGCUCGCGGGGCGGAGCCCCGGCCGGUGGAGGGACGGGUGGGCAACUCCGCCGGCA